GGUUGCACCACCAAACUUCACCUUCAUAUGGUGUGUGAGUGAUGGGAUGGUGUCAUUAUACAAAGAAUGAAAUUCGUUCACCAUGAGACGGGCUAAGACAACACGGUUAUGUUAAGAAGGAUACAACACACCUGAAAGCUCCUAUAUGGGCAGACUUCUCAUUCCUGGCAACAGCCUAGCCAAGAUGUUGGUGAGGGCGAGACUGAAAGUGGUGGUGGUGGUGGUGGUGGUGCUCUCACUGCUCCCUCACACAUCCUCCGCCAGGAACAGGAAGCGGGGACGUUCCACAGGAGCAGCGGUAACGGAGGACCCCGUGUGGGACAUCAGACACGUGCUGCCAGAACUCAACCUGGAGAACAACACGGUCACUAAUGUCAAGGUCAACGUGGGAGACGUGGCCUACCUCCCAUGCAGAUUCCCACAGCUCUCCACACUCCACCAGGUGUCAUGGAUCAGACGGUGGGACUGGCACAUCCUCACCACCGGCAUCUACACUUACACCAGCGACAUGCGCUUCAACGUUCUUCACACUGAGGGCUCCGAUGACUGGACGCUGCAACUUAAAUACGUCCACACCCGUGACAACGGUACCUAUGAGUGUCAGAUGUACACGGGAACGGGAGUGCUGUCUCAGUUCGUCAACCUUAACGUCAACACGCCACGUGCUGCCAUUCUUGGUUCUCAGGAACUGCACGUGCAGGAAGGUGACACUAUCACCCUCAUCUGUGUCAUUCAGCAGAGCAAGCCACCGUUCGUGUUCUGGUACCACGGAGAGUACAUGGUCAACUACGACGGUAGCCGCCACCGCCUCAACGUCAUCACCACCGUGGAAAGUAUUACGACGCAAUCACGCCUCACUAUAACUGACGCAAGACACUCAGACUCAGGCAACUACUCGUGCAUCCCACCCAACGUUGAGGCAGCUUAUGUCUUGGUCUAUGUUACUGAGAAAGGCGACACCGUAGCAGCGGUGCAGCGUCGGGGCCACAGUUUGGCUGCUGCAGCCACUGCGGCCACCACUACCACCCUCCUGGCCACCCUCUGCAUAACCUGCCUCUACUUUGCCCACUACCUGCCAGUCAGAUGAUCGCCUGAAUGCUCAAACCAUAUAUUUAAUAUGUAAACAGAAACUGUGUUAAAGGGUUUGCUACCAGAAUUUAUUUUAAUGUCGUGUUAAAUUUUUUUGAUAAAAUGUGUACUGAGAAUUGCAGCGUUGAGAAAAUCCUGAGAAUGUACGAAAUUCUGCAACUCUCGGUUGAUCACAUCAUCCACAAAUGGGUAAAAAAUGACGAAUGUAUUCACCACUAACUUUCAAAUUGUGCACGAAUCUAAACGAAGAUUUGGUUUGCUCUGGAUCAUUAUUAAGAGUUGGUUUUGGUUUAGUCCAAACAGGAACGAAGUCUAGUUUAUCUCCGUUUUGUUUUUUUUUAGCUGUGAAUUGUUCCAACCACAGUAAUAUGAUUUAUAUGUUUCUUGAAAUACAUGAUUUAUGAAACGUUCUACAACACAUGCUGUAAAACUACAAAAACAAGUUUACUGUAGUUGCCCUGAACACUGGGUACUAGAUUUACAAUAAUUACUAAGGCUUGUGAGCAAGUAAAUCCCAUGUGGACGGAAAAUCAAACACCUCCUAGAAAGCGUCUGCAUAUUCCGGCCUUAAUCAGAGACCGUCUACAGUAAACAAACAAGGAGUAUAAGGAGGUUCAUAUGCUGAUCCUCUCUUCUCUCUGUUUAAUUGUGCUUUUGUGUGGAUAUCUACCCGUUUACUGAUCAGUGUUUAUAUUAUACCAUAACACUAAACUUUAUACUAAUGGCAACAGUUACUGACAAAUUCGAUAGGAAUAUGAACUCCUCAUCAUACCACAUACCUGGGAUAAUUACCUGAAUUAUAGUGUGUUUGAUAGCUUCUGAGCUAUCUCUGUAUGAAGAUGUUAUUGACAUGCAACCUAUCCUCCUAAGCAAACAAUGAGAGUUUUCUAUGGCUCAUAAUACUAUCACUAUCGUGUUAACGCCGAAAGUAAAUUUGUGCUUCCUCAUUCUUCUCGGUGGUUUCCUGUUUUUGUUUUGCGAACAUCAAAAUAUCAGGUCAUCUUUAUAAUGAAAAUCACUAUAUCACCGUUUCUAAGACAGUGAAAUGGAUGACUGCUCACGAACCCUAAACAGUGAUUGCCUAAUUGUGUAGCGGAGAAUGUGCUCGGCGGGUCUUCGUUUAUUGCUCACGUUUCAAAAAAAUUUAAUUGACUAUUUAAAAUAUUAAAUUUAUUGCAUUUGUGGUAUAUAUUGUAAUCUAUUGAUUUUUCUAUUAAUGGGCGAGACUCUUAUCCUUCUAAACCUAAUCUUCCGAUUUUAUACAACGUAAAUUGAGAAACUGACUGAGAACAGUACGUUAUAAAUCGAUUUUAAAUUUAGGAGAAUAGGUUGCAAAAUAUAGUUUUACUCUACGCUUUAUUGCAUUUUUUAGUAUUAGAGUAUGUUGUUAUUGGUUAAAUUAGGUUAACCUAACCUAUCCUAACCUAACCUAUCCUAAUCUAGCCAGACCUAGCCUUUAUAACGUAUGUGAAGAAACUGGAUUCUGCUUUCAUAGUGAAAACAAUAAUGUGGGUUAUAGGAGGGCAGGUUGUAACAUAUAUUGUAUUAGAUGGUGGUACAAGAUUAUAUUCAUCUGUGUGUCUCUGGGAAUAUAUAUAUACACUGAAUCUCUAAGGUAUUCUGUAUUUUAGGGAUUAAUGCGCCCAUGACUGCAACUUUAAUUACGCUUUGUGUAGUCGACAGGCGUUAGACCCAAUAAUGGCCCAACACACGGGCAAAAAACAAACACAUCCUAUCUUCCCCCCAUAAGAAGUAGCCAACACAAAAAUCAUAAUAACGUUUUAUUUGUCGUUAAUCAUUACAAACUAUUAAUAUUAGAUACUUAAACUAGGACACAUAAAUUUAGAGCUUCAGCGAAAAUCUACAAUAAUACAACACUUAUUUUUGUAAUUGUCUGUGUCUACAAGAGACCUAAAAUAAUUGCUAAAUUUAUUGGCACUUGACAGAAAAGAAAGUACGGACAAACAAGUGCCUCAGUAACAGUGUCACAUGAUAUGACGUCUUCAUCUGCAAUGAUUAGAAAUGACACGAGUAUGCGGAAGUAUGCUUUAUCACCGGGAACCGAAGAACAUAAUCGUCACAAGUGCGAAACGUUGCCACAAUAAAAUGUCACAUUAGUUGCACUUGUGUCCUUUUACUUUACAUGUUGUCGGUAAUUCUACCAACUUUAUUAUAACAUAAUCGUCAAAAUCCGAACACAAAAAUUUAAAGCAACAUCUGAUUUUCAAUCAAAACUUGCUGAUCUGUCUUGAGGUGUUUUGACAACUUUAUUGUUGUUCCGAGCACAGAUUAUUUCACUAAUGGAGAUUACCAUAGAUGCGAGUACAAAUUAUUUCACCACUGGAGAUUACCAUUGAUUUGACUGUAAAUUAUUUCACUGAAACUAAAUUGACUUCAGUUAAUGCGUUAUAUGUAACCAGUAUAAGACUGAUUCCCAAGUGUGUCUCCUGAUAUAAUUACCUAAUUAAUGCAUUAGUCUUCAAUUAUGAAGAUCUCUAUUACUGCUGUAGUUAUACGCAUGACACAACGGUCCUCUCUCUGCUUCUUCAAGUAUCCUGAUUUAUCCUUAC
Messenger RNA from Cherax quadricarinatus, 3659 nucleotides. The record is from RefSeq and is a predicted model, not a curated record. NCBI's taxonomy places the organism in Eukaryota, Metazoa, Arthropoda, Malacostraca, Decapoda, Parastacidae.